This is a messenger RNA of Ceraceosorus guamensis, 959 nucleotides long. RefSeq lists its product as hypothetical. Lineage: Eukaryota; Fungi; Basidiomycota; Exobasidiomycetes; Ceraceosorales; Ceraceosoraceae. The transcript has 2 exons. The record is from RefSeq and is a predicted model, not a curated record. Bases 33 to 749 code for a protein of 238 amino acids.
CACCAUCAUCACCUCGCAGACCUUCAUGUGCAAUGCCAAGCGGGUCAAUCAUUAGCACUAGGUACGAUGUGCUGAGGCUAGCAUUGGAAGCGCAGAUUUUGCAGCUGCAAGGCGAUGACUCCGACGUCGAACUUGAGCUCGAGGUCACUGAAUACGUAUUAGAGGAGGUGAAGCAUCAAGGCUUGACUUUGGACGCCUCCAAGAUCUUAGACCAUGGUGGCAGCGUCACGAUGAAGGAAGCGGAGAAUCAUCCUUUUCACUCAAUUUUGAAGAACGCCUUGGUAGAGCUGCUGGGUUUGGAGGAACAUGACAGUGUACUGUGCACUUCCGAGGUUCUCGAGGUAUAUGCUAAGCUGUGCAAGCAGCAGGAUGGGGACCAGGCUGAGGAGCAAGACCCUGCCAACACGAUUCAAAGGCAGAAGAAGGGAGCGCUUGGCGAGUGCGAGUUGUGCGAACGCUGCAUGAUGCUUACAGAGCACCACCUCAUUCCCAAAACAACGCAUCAAGAGCUGCUGCGUAGAGGCAUCUUUACCAAGCGAGAGAUGCAAACACGCAUCAGUAUGCUGUGUCGACCGUGCCAUUCAUUCAUCCACGCAAAGAUCGAUGAAAUGGCGCUAGCAACGACGUACAACUCUCUGGACACAUUGCUCUCUAGGCCAGACAUUUACAAGUGGGCGAGAUAUGCUUCCAAGCAGAGAGGCCGUGAUCCGGCCCACGGCGUCGCCCAUAAUUUGAAGAACAGACGAUGACGCAGCUAUUCAGUCGCUCUCUGCCGAGGCAGUAUCACAUCCGCACGCUUUCACUUGAGCUUUGCGGAAAUUCUCGCAGCCAUUGUCCACUCCGAUCACCCCUAGCGGCUUGCUGAACUGUGUGGACGAAGAACGAGCUUCAGUGCAUCAUCAAAGAAGCUGUAGUCGGGAAAGUACAAAGAAUGGCUUUCCUUACCUUCAAGGCAGCCC